UCUACAGCUGACCUGUCCUGGAAGCAGCAUAACUAACGAAGCUGCUGCAGGAUGAGAAGAUGGCAGCGCGGCUGCUCGCACCACCAGGCCCUGAUAGUUUCAAGCCUUUCACUCCUGAGUCACUGGCAAACAUCGAGAGGCGCAUUGCUGAGAGCAAGAUCAAGAAACCUCCAAAGGCUGAUGGCAGCCAUCGGGAAGAUGAUGAGGACAGCAAGCCCAAGCCAAACAGUGACCUGGAGGCAGGGAAGAGUUUGCCUUUCAUCUAUGGGGACAUCCCACAAGGCCUGGUUGCGGUUCCCCUGGAGGACUUUGACCCAUACUAUUUGACGCAGAAAACCUUUGUAGUAUUAAACAGAGGGAAAACACUCUUCAGAUUUAGUGCCACGCCUGCCUUGUACAUUUUAAGUCCUUUUAACCUGAUAAGAAGAAUAGCUAUUAAAAUUUUGAUACAUUCAGUAUUUAGCAUGAUCAUUAUGUGCACUAUUUUGACCAACUGUGUAUUCAUGACUUUUAGUAACCCUCCUGAGUGGUCGAAGAAUGUGGAGUACACAUUCACAGGGAUUUAUACAUUUGAAUCACUAGUGAAAAUCAUCGCAAGAGGCUUCUGUAUAGACGGCUUUACCUUUUUACGGGAUCCAUGGAACUGGUUAGAUUUCAGUGUCAUCAUGAUGGCAUAUGUGACAGAGUUUGUGGACCUGGGGAAUGUCUCAGCGCUGAGAACAUUCAGGGUUCUCCGAGCUUUGAAAACUAUCUCUGUAAUUCCAGGCCUGAAGACUAUUGUGGGGGCCCUAAUUCAGUCGGUGAAGAAGCUGUCAGAUGUGAUGAUUCUGACAGUUUUCUGCCUGAGUGUCUUUGCCUUGAUCGGGCUGCAGCUCUUCAUGGGGAAUCUGCGGAACAAGUGUGUGGUGUGGCCUAUAAACUUCAAUGAGAGCUAUCUUGAAAAUGGCACCAAAGGCUUUGAUUGGGAGGAGUAUAUCAACAAUAAAACAAAUUUUUACACGGUUCCUGGCAUGCUGGAACCUUUACUAUGUGGGAACAGUUCUGAUGCUGGGCGUUGCCCAGAGGGAUACGAGUGUAUGAAAGCAGGAAGGAACCCCAACUAUGGUUACACAAGCUUUGAUACUUUCAGCUGGGCUUUCUUGGCAUUAUUUCGACUUAUGACCCAGGACUACUGGGAAAAUUUAUAUCAGCUGACCUUGCGGGCAGCUGGGAAAACAUACAUGAUAUUCUUUGUCUUGGUCAUCUUUGUGGGUUCUUUUUACCUGGUGAACUUGAUCUUGGCUGUGGUGGCCAUGGCCUAUGAAGAACAAAAUCAGGCAACUCUGGAGGAGGCAGAGCAAAAGGAGGCUGAGUUCAAAGCCAUGUUGGAACAACUUAAGAAGCAACAGGAAGAGGCACAGGCUGCUGCAAUGGCCACUUCUGCAGGAACUGUCUCAGAAGAUGCCAUAGAGGAAGAAGGUGAAGAUGGGGUGGGCUCUCCUCGGAGCUCAUCUGAACUUUCUAAACUCAGUUCCAAGAGUGCCAAGGAAAGACGUAACAGGAGAAAGAAGAAGAAGCAAAAGGAACUCUCUGAAGGAGAAGAGAAAGGAGAUCCUGAGAAGGUGUUUAAGUCAGAAUCUGAAGAUGGCAUGAGGAGGAAAGGCUUUCGACUACCAGAUAACAGAAUAGGAAGGAAAUUUUCCAUCAUGAAUCAGUCACUACUCAGCAUUCCCGGCUCCCCGUUCCUCUCCCGCCACAACAGCAAAAGCAGUAUCUUCAGCUUCCGCGGGCCUGGGAGGUUCCGGGACCCGGGCUCAGAGAACGAGUUUGCGGAUGACGAGCACAGCACCGUGGAGGAGAGCGAGGGCCGGCGGGACUCCCUGUUCAUCCCCAUCCGCGCCCGGGAGCGCCGCAGCAGCUACAGUGGCUACAGCGGCUACAGCCAAGGCAGCCGCUCCUCGCGUAUCUUCCCCAGCCUGCGGCGCAGCGUGAAGCGCAACAGCACGGUGGACUGCAAUGGCGUGGUGUCCCUCAUCGGAGGCCCCGGCUCCCACAUCGGCGGGCGUCUCCUGCCAGAGGUGAAAAUAGAUAAGGCAGCUACUGAUGACAGUGGUACCACUGAAGUGGAAAUUAAGAAGAAAGGCCCUGGAUCACUCCUAGUGUCCAUGGAUCAACUGGCCUCUUAUGGGAGGAAGGACAGGAUCAACAGUAUUUUGAGUGUUGUUACAAAUACACUAGUAGAAGAGCUUGAAGAGUCACAGAGAAAGUGUCCGCCAUGCUGGUAUAAGUUUGCCAACACUUUCCUCAUCUGGGAGUGUCACCCCUACUGGAUAAAGCUGAAAGAGAUUGUGAACUUGAUUGUUAUGGACCCUUUUGUGGAUUUGGCCAUCACCAUCUGCAUUGUUCUAAAUACUCUGUUCAUGGCAAUGGAGCACCAUCCUAUGACACCACAAUUUGAACAUGUCUUGUCUGUGGGAAAUCUGGUUUUCACUGGAAUUUUCACAGCAGAAAUGUUCUUGAAGCUCAUCGCCAUGGAUCCCUACUAUUAUUUCCAAGAAGGCUGGAACAUUUUUGAUGGAUUUAUCGUCUCCCUCAGUUUAAUGGAAUUGAUGCUAGCAGAUGUGGAGGGGCUUUCGGUGCUUCGAUCUUUCCGAUUGCUCCGAGUCUUCAAGUUGGCAAAAUCCUGGCCUACCCUGAACAUGCUGAUCAAGAUUAUCGGAAAUUCAGUGGGUGCCCUGGGCAACCUCACAUUGGUGCUGGCAAUAAUUGUCUUCAUCUUUGCUGUGGUGGGGAUGCAACUCUUUGGAAAGAGCUACAAGGAAUGUGUGUGCAAGAUCAACCAGGACUGUGAACUCCCUCGCUGGCACAUGAAUGACUUUUUUCAUUCCUUCCUCAUUGUCUUUCGAGUGUUGUGUGGGGAAUGGAUCGAGACCAUGUGGGACUGCAUGGAGGUAGCAGGCCAGGCCAUGUGCCUCAUUGUCUUCAUGAUGGUCAUGGUUAUUGGCAACUUGGUGGUCCUGAACUUAUUUCUGGCCUUGCUCCUGAGCUCCUUCAGCGCAGACAAUCUGGCAGCCACAGAUGAUGAUGGGGAAAUGAACAACCUACAGAUCUCAGUAAUCCGUAUCAAGAAGGGUAUAGCUUGGACCAAAGUGAAAGUCCGUGCCUUCAUGCAGGCCCACUUUAAGCAGCGUGAAGCAGAUGAAGUGAAACCUUUGGAUGAACUGUAUGAAAAGAAGGCAAACUGCAUUGCUAACCACACUGGUGCAGAUAUCCACAGGAAUGGUGACUUUCAGAAGAAUGGCAAUGGCACUACCAGUGGCAUUGGUAGCAGUGUGGAGAAGUACAUCAUCGAUGAAGACCACAUGUCCUUCAUCAACAAUCCAAAUCUAACUGUGCGGGUGCCUAUUGCUGUAGGCGAGUCUGAUUUUGAGAAUGUCAACACAGAGGAUGUUACCAGCGAAUCAGAUCCUGAAGGCAGCAAAGAUAAACUCGAUGAUACUAGCUCCUCUGAAGGUAGUACCAUUGAUAUCAAACCAGAAGUAGAAGAAGUCCCUGUGGAGCAGCCUGAGGAAUACUUGGAUCCAGAUGCCUGCUUCACAGAAGGUUGUGUCCAGCGAUUCAAAUGCUGCCAGGUCAACAUUGAAGAAGGUCUAGGCAAGUCUUGGUGGAUUCUGCGGAAAACCUGCUUCCUCAUCGUAGAACACAAUUGGUUUGAGACCUUCAUCAUCUUCAUGAUUCUGCUCAGCAGUGGUGCCCUGGCCUUCGAGGACAUCUACAUUGAGCAGAGAAAGACCAUUCGAACCAUCCUGGAGUAUGCUGACAAAGUCUUCACCUACAUCUUCAUCCUGGAGAUGUUGCUCAAGUGGACGGCCUAUGGCUUUGUCAAGUUUUUCACCAAUGCCUGGUGCUGGCUGGACUUCCUCAUUGUUGCUGUCUCUUUAGUCAGCCUUAUAGCUAAUGCCCUGGGCUACUCGGAACUAGGUGCCAUAAAGUCCCUUAGGACCCUAAGAGCUUUGAGACCCUUAAGAGCCUUAUCACGAUUUGAAGGGAUGAGGGUGGUGGUGAAUGCCUUGGUGGGCGCUAUCCCCUCCAUCAUGAAUGUGCUGCUGGUGUGUCUCAUCUUCUGGCUGAUUUUCAGCAUCAUGGGAGUUAACCUAUUUGCGGGAAAGUACCACUACUGCUUUAAUGAGACAUCUGAAAUCCGAUUUGAAAUUGAAGAUGUCAACAAUAAAACUGAGUGUGAAAAGCUCAUGGAAGAGAACAGUACAGAAAUCAGAUGGAAGAAUGUGAAGAUCAACUUUGACAAUGUUGGGGCGGGAUAUCUCGCACUGCUUCAAGUGGCAACUUUCAAAGGCUGGAUGGACAUCAUGUAUGCAGCAGUAGAUUCCCGAAAGCCUGAUGAACAGCCUAAGUAUGAGGACAACAUCUAUAUGUACAUCUACUUUGUCAUCUUCAUCAUCUUCGGCUCCUUCUUUACCCUGAACUUGUUCAUUGGUGUCAUCAUUGAUAACUUCAAUCAACAAAAGAAAAAGUUUGGAGGUCAGGAUAUCUUCAUGACUGAAGAACAGAAGAAGUACUACAAUGCCAUGAAAAAGCUGGGCUCAAAGAAACCACAGAAACCCAUUCCCCGCCCUUUGAACAAAAUCCAAGGCAUCGUCUUUGAUUUUGUCACUCAACAAGCCUUUGACAUUGUUAUCAUGAUGCUCAUCUGCCUUAACAUGGUGACAAUGAUGGUGGAGACAGAUACUCAGAGCAAGCAGAUGGAGACCAUUCUCUACUGGAUCAAUUUUGUCUUCGUCAUCUUCUUCACCUGUGAGUGUGUGCUCAAAAUGUUCGCCUUGAGGCACUACUACUUCACCAUUGGCUGGAACAUCUUCGACUUCGUGGUUGUCAUCCUCUCCAUUGUGGGAAUGUUCCUGGCUGAACUGAUUGAGAAAUACUUUGUUUCCCCAACCCUAUUUCGAGUCAUCCGAUUGGCCCGAAUUGGGCGCAUCUUGCGUCUGAUCAAAGGUGCCAAAGGGAUUCGUACCCUGCUCUUUGCCUUAAUGAUGUCCUUGCCUGCUCUUUUCAACAUUGGCCUUCUGCUCUUUCUGGUCAUGUUCAUCUUCUCCAUCUUUGGAAUGUCCAACUUUGCAUAUGUGAAGCAUGAAGCCGGCAUUGAUGACAUGUUCAACUUUGAGACCUUUGGCAACAGCAUGAUCUGCCUCUUUCAGAUCACUACUUCAGCUGGUUGGGAUGGCCUACUGUUGCCUAUCCUCAACCGACCCCCUGAUUGCAGCCUGGAUAAGGAACACCCAGGGAGUGGCUUUAAGGGGGAUUGUGGGAACCCCUCAGUGGGUAUCUUCUUCUUUGUAAGCUACAUCAUUAUCUCCUUCCUGAUUGUGGUAAACAUGUACAUUGCCAUCAUCUUAGAAAACUUCAGUGUGGCCACGGAGGAGAGUGCAGACCCUCUGAGUGAGGAUGACUUUGAGACCUUCUAUGAGAUCUGGGAGAAGUUUGACCCCGAUGCCACCCAGUUCAUUGAAUACUGUAAGCUGGCAGACUUUGCUGAUGCCUUGGAACAUCCUCUCCGAGUGCCCAAGCCCAACACCAUUGAGCUCAUCGCCAUGGAUCUACCAAUGGUCAGUGGUGACCGCAUCCACUGCUUGGACAUCCUUUUUGCCUUCACCAAGCGGGUUCUAGGAGAUAGUGGGGAGUUGGACAUCCUUCGACAGCAGAUGGAGGAGCGGUUCGUGGCAUCCAAUCCUUCCAAAGUGUCUUAUGAGCCAAUCACAACCACAUUGCGUCGCAAACAGGAAGAAGUAUCUGCUGUGGUCCUACAGCGCGCUUACAGGGGACAUUUAGCAAGGAGGGGCUUCAUUUGCAAAAAGAUAACUUCCAAUAAGUUAGAGAAUGGAGGCACACACCGGGAGAAAAAAGAGAGCACCCCCUCCACAGCCUCCCUGCCCUCCUAUGACAGUGUAACUAAACCCGAGAAGGAGAAGCAGCAGCGGGCCGAGGAAGGAAGAAGGGAAAGAGCCAAAAGACAAAAAGAGGUGAGAGAAUCCAAGUGUUAGAGGACAGCAAAUGUUAAAUAUUGUACAGAUAUAAAACUUGGAAGUGAAAGAUUGUUUACAAACUUCCUGAAUAUUCUCAAUGCAGAAGAGCUGUGGACACUGUAAUCUGAAGACCUAAUACCAAACGUAGUCCGCUUCCCAUGUAACACGGUUGCAUCUUGAGCAGUGACCUGCCGAGGGCAAAGGACCCUGCUCCCUGGACAUACAGGUUUUCUAAUGCUUGGGCAGGUGGUAACUGCAUGUUCCACAUAAGUCAAUGCAACUUAGGACAAAACAAAACAGGAUAUAAACACAGAGGAGAGGCUGCCGGGACAAGCAUAUUUCCGUUGCAGCCAAAUGGAUUUAUUUUUUUGUUUUGCUGAUUCUCAGAAGCAGAAAGUAUCACUUUAAAAAAAAAAGUUUGUUUGUUCAUGCAAACUAUAUUUGCAUUCUUACAUUAGUUAAGCUAAGCAGCAAAAAGAAACACACACACAUUUAGCCCAUGUCAUUUAAUUGUCAGUUUCUUUGACAUAAGCCACAUAUUCUCCACAUGGGCUUCACAUGGUUUAGAGAUGGGUGGGUGAAAACAAUCAGGUUUCUUCAGGCUGAGGAGGACUUGCUCAGGCCGAUUCCAAACAUUGUGCUCAUUCAAUGCGUAGAAGUGAUUUGCAUGAUGGCAUGCUGUGAUCAGAAGUCAUGCAUGAGAGCCAUACACCACAGGACACUAAUCCUGUCCCCUGCGCUGGCCAGCCUCUGGACAGGACCCAGCCCUGCACCGUUCACUGUAUUUGGAGAAAAAAAAAUGGUAAGAAUUCCAUACCUGCUGCAAUUUAUAAAUUCUUAGAAGUCUUUCAUAUACCUUCUGGGUAGGGAAACAUAACCAACCAAUUGACCGCCACCAACAGCAACAAAAACAAACCCAAUCCAACAAGCAGCUGGAUCCGUUGUGUGUAUAUGUUUAACAGACAUCUCUGACAUACAGCCAUUAUUGCACAUUUUGAAAGAUGAACUAUUUAAUGCUGCUCUAUGUCCCGUACAUGGGGAAGCUUCGAUUUCAAAUGGCUUGUAUUAAUAAUGUCACUGUAAAACCAAAUCCUAGGGCUAAAGCAAAAAAAAAAAAAAAAAAAAAAAAAAAUUUUAUUUGUAUCUUGCAAUAUUUAUGAUGAUUGUUUAGCCUUCAUACUAACACUUAUUUGGAGUAGAGACAUAAGUGCUAUUCCAAGUAGCAUGUUAUUUCUGGGGGUAACUUGGGGAACUUAAACGUUUUGUUGGGGUCAAAGGGUGCUCACUUUAUUUAGUGUCACAUCCUUCUGCAUCGUGGCUUUCUCCGGGUGCGGGUUCAUAUGGAGAGCGGUUUAGCUAUUUGGAACUGCCCUCUCUUCUCCAGGGAAGCUGUCUCAAGUUCACACACUCCAUGAUUCCCCUUGCCUCCAUCACAUUUCUCCAUUCAGCAGCUUCCCCUACCCUCAUAGUGGGUGAGGCCAGCAGCACUGGGACGAGGGCUGUGAUUUCUUCCAUUUAUCAUUAGAAUUGUCGCUCGCUCGGUGUGGGGCCUGUGUUAGAACUGUAAUCACCUCUGAACCAGCUCACCUGGUUUCUUGAUUGCACCCAAGAGAAAGCAGAUCUAUUCUUCAUUCUGGAAGGCGUCCCAGCUCCCUCCACCCCAUGCCCUCCCUUUCACUGGUUUUGCUGUCUGCUUAGCAAUGCCCAUUGUCAUUGGAGGUUGGCUUGAGGGCAACAUCACUUUUUCCAUUCAGUCUGCUUUUAACGAAGAGCUUUGAGCCCAGGGCUUUCUCACUAGCUGGCUAGAUUUCAAAGCCAAGAUGUUGCAAUUGAUAUCUGUACAGAGAACGAGGAGAGACUUUAGCAUGUGAACCAAAUCAAAAUAAAUUCUUCCUGAAUCAUACAAUAGAGGGGAGAACAACCCCCCCUCAAUAAUCCAACACACCAAUCUGCCUUGCAGUAGAAGCACUUUGGAUGUCCUUUCACAGUCCUCCUGACUAGUUUUGCAUAGAACAAACCACAACAAGCCAGUCAGCCAAGCUUUCUGUCUUGUUGGACCUUGAGCUCUCUUUAGCCUGCUUCUGCGGAAUCACCCGUAGAACUUUCCUACUAUAGCCAAUGCCAGUUUGGGAAGGCAUUUCUUUCAGUGACCCUGCUAAUUGCUAGGAUGAAUGUAUAGUAACAUGUACAGGCUACAUUGUAAACAGCACAAAACAGAAGCUGACAUGUGUGGUUAGUCUUUUUAAGAGAAUUAUAAAUACUGUAAUAUAUCAUUUUAUUUUAUUGGCAUGCCUUUUUGUAAAUACAAAUUAUGGACUUAUUAAAUAGGAAAUGGCUUCUGGCUUAUGCCAUUGUCAUGUUUAUUUUUAUUUUUUAUACUUUUCUUUCUUCUUAGAACUUAGAUGCUGUCAGCCAAUGUAUAUCCCCAAACCAGACAGACAGACAAAAAAUUUUUUAUUGCAAAUGGUCUUUUCCAAAACCACAAAAAAUAAUAUAUUUUUGUUCCAAUGUGCAAUAAAUUCUAACCACGUCUAUGCAAGAUUUGGCUAACCUUCAUAAUUGUUCUUCGGUCUUGAGAUGGGCGACAGAGCUCACUCUGCUCCCUCCAUAUCCCCCAAGUGCUCGUGCUAGUGAUGUCAUCAUGCUACUAAAGCAGAAUAAGGUUUUUCUCUGAGACCCUUUUCAUCCCCAACCCCAACCCCAGCCCAGCAGGCCUCUCCUCAGUAACACACACACACACACACACACACACACACACACACACACACACACACACACACACACACGAAUCUGAACCCUCUGCAUUGUAAAGAAGUCCCCCCACCCCCACAUGCACACUGCGCUAUUUUUCUUUCAAUUUUUCCACUUCCUUCUCUCACCCACUCACUGGCCCACCCUGAUCCACACAUAUUUGGUAGUUACUGACACCAUCACCAGCAGUUUACACCUGCGGUUAACAGGCAUUGAACUGAAAAAAAAAAAAAAAGUGAAGAUGCUUCUGGACCUCUUCACUGAGUGGGUAAGUGGCAACGCUUUGCCAAAUAUUAAUGAAGCCAAUCAAAAAGCAGCAGCAGCCACAGUAUCACUACACACACAUAUAUAUAGAUAUAAAUAUAAUAUAAAUAUUUAUUUUUUGUAGCCAGUGCAGUAUUUAUACUACACAAUCCACCUUUACUAAAAGGACAUAAAGCAAAAAGGUAUGUGAUGCUGAUCAUUUCAGAUGCAGAGCCAAAGCCGCUGAGCAGCAACUGACACUUGCUGGUUUUGUGACAAACACUUCCCCUCUUUCUGGAGCCUCUUUGUGGCUCAGGUAUAAGGAAACUCUAUCAUUGAAAGCAGGGAAAUGCCCCGGUCCAUCUGAUCUCCCACUCCUCUCUGGUGGAGCUGCUGGGGGCAUCAGUUUGGCAGUGGGGAGAAAAACGAACUCCCAGCCAAAGCACCUGCAAGACAGUGCCCAGUGUUCUUUUCUUUUUACGCCACAACCAAUGUGAGCCUGUACCAACCAGUAGUAAAGAUUAGUGUUGUAGCAAAUGCAUGGAGGCCACCGCUGUUCUCAAUGAGGUGUGUGGCACAGCACGCCACUACUAUAAGCCAACAGGAAACAAUAAAAACCACCCUUUCACCGUGCAUGGGAAGCCUGUCUUGGUGUGUAUUUGUUGCCUGAUAAUUCCAAUUCUUGAGUCCUGGGAAGGGGCUGGGAAUUGGAACUUUAGCACAUUUGGGGAAAGGAGGGAAAUGGAGGGAGAGAACUCAGAGGGUCUCUUGGUAAGUUCUGCCUGUGAAGUAGAGAUCAGAAGGGAACGAAGGUCCUGACCCCACCCCUCUCACCACUGCAUGUGGCAAUCCCCUACAGGUCCAUACUCCCAGGCCCACUAAACUCCUUCCUCUACAGCCACCUGGCAGAAGCCCCGGGGAUGUCAGCCAAAACAACCAGUACAUUAUAGGAAGAGGAAAAAAAAAAAACCUCAGCACCCCAAAGCUUGGGCAAGCACGAUGCCCCACCAGCAUCCACUCUGCUAGCUAGCUAAUGCUGGGGCCUGCCAUCAUCACCCUGCCAACUCAGGCCGGUUUCAUUCACAUUCAUGCUGGGGAGAGGAGUACCCUCCCCUUCCUUCAUCUCCCCAUUUGGGGAGCCCCUCCCUAGGCCCUGUCUCCCAGUCCAGGAAAACUCUCAGGAGGAUUUUGAAGUGCCCGCUCUAGUCCGCUCCAGGAGCUCCACUCUGGAGAAAGAUGGCUGGUAGGUCAGUGUCCCUCCCCCGGCCCAGCCUCCAGGCCUGCUGUGGAGGUGGAUCGCCAUGGUUAUGACUUUGCGACUUGAGUCCUGGGCAUCUUCUGCAAUGAUGCCUCUUUCUUUUCUCAGAUGUUGCCCAAAGUUUUGCAAAAAGCUUCGUUCAUUUUCAGGUACCCCCACCCCCUAAAAAAUUGGCUGCAACUAGUCAGCCAGGGGGCACAUCAGGAGAGAAGAGGAAGUCUGGAUUGGGACAGGCCCAGAGUUUGCGCAGGGUCUACCUUGUGGUUUAGCUCUGUGCUUUUUGGGUUUCUAGCCCAAGAUUUCCUCCAUUUAAGUGCUCCUGAGGCACCCUCUGCCCCUGUCCCCCACUGCUGUUUGCUGUACAUAGAGGCUAAGUGGGGUGGGGUGGGAGGGUGUGCACGUGGUAUGUGUGUGUGUAUGUGUGUGUGUGUGUGUGUGUGUGUGUGAGUGUGUGUGAAGAAUGUAUAUAGGUAAAGGGGAGCGUGGCCCAGUGGUUCCAGAAAAGGGGCAGAACUCCAGUGUUCCAUCCCCAGCUCAACCACUGGCUCGCUAUGUGGCCUUGGGCAAGUCACUUAACCUCUCUGUGCCUCAGUUUCCCCAUCUGUAAAAUGGGGAUAAUAAUACUGACCUACCUCACAGGGGUGUUGUGAGGCUUUAACUAAAUGUUUUGUAAAAUGUUUUGAGAUACAGAGGCAAAGGCACUAGGGAAGGGCAAAGUAUCAUUUGGACUUAAGGAAGAUGAAAUGGUACCAUAAAUGCUGCUAUUCUGAGAGCCAUUUUAAUCUGCACUGCUCCACCCACCCCCGCUUCUCAUCACCAGGACAGCAGGUUGAUAAAAUGUCUUUCCUUUCACUUGCUUCUGGGGUUUGUGAUUAUUCUAGACACUUAAUUUCCUUCCCUUGCUGUUGUAUCUCCUUCCCUCGCCCCCUCGACUUGUUCCCUGUUCCGUUUAUGCGGAAAUGGCAGAAAUGCUUAAGAAAUGAGAAUGUAUAAGUGAAUUGGAAGUUUAUAGUCUGAAAUUUCAAUUUUACUUUGUACUGUACAUCUUUUUACUUUAGAAUUUGCAAUAAAGGGUUACGUCAAUCUUGUUUUCAACUCUC
Molecule: messenger RNA, 11369 nt
Organism: Suncus etruscus (white-toothed pygmy shrew)
Lineage: Eukaryota; Metazoa; Chordata; Mammalia; Eulipotyphla; Soricidae
Gene: SCN8A
Product: sodium voltage-gated channel alpha subunit 8
Exons: 26
Coding region: 60-6035 (1991 amino acids)
Biological process (GO): membrane depolarization during action potential; sodium ion transmembrane transport; neuronal action potential
Cellular component (GO): voltage-gated sodium channel complex; plasma membrane; axon
Molecular function (GO): voltage-gated sodium channel activity; protein binding
Source: RefSeq, a predicted model, not a curated record